AUGGUCACAUAUGUACUGUACUUCUGUGCGCGGCAAAUGGAGGAUGGGUCUGGUGUGAUACGGAUAGUUUAUGCGAGUGAAGCUAAGCUGCACGGCUGGGCUGUAAUCAUCGGCGGGAGCUCCAAAGGGUUUUACAGUUCUCCUUCGCUCCUCCUUCCCCGGAGGUUCCCCAAACUUGUCAACUAUCCCCAUUCCCAUCCCCAUCCCCAUCCCCCAGUCUCUGCAUUCGAUCCAGCGGCUGUUCUUCAUGUGGCUGUCGCUGGCGGACUGGAGAUGCUCCACUCACACCCUGCUCGCUCGUCCACUCUACUUGUUCGAAUCCGGUACCGCCCCGCCGCCCGACUGAUGAUGGCCGCCCAAGUCCGGCGGCAGCUUACGACAACUGCACCCCCAUCACCAUACAAGCGUACAGCAGCAGCACACGAUGAAACCCUUUUUCGGUUCACCCGCGGCCGAUUCCUUACCGACGAAGCCAAUGAACUGGCCAAGAGACACAUCCGUUUCAACGUGGAUGGACUCGCCCGCUUAGCCGUCCAGGCCGCCGAGGCUGCAAGUGAUGGGCCGCGGACGUGUAUCGCCAUUGAAAGACUGGCCGACGGGAUGCACAGCAAGGCUAUACGCUUCACCAUGGACAAUGGGUUCCAAGCUGUGGGUAAAGUUCUGACUCCGAAUGCUGGGCUUCCGCGCUUAACCACUGCCUCGGAAGUCGCGACUAUGGACUUCAUGCGCAGCGUCCUCGGUACGCCAGUUCCCAAAGUUCUCUCGUGGUAUUCUUCGGCCGACAAUCCGGUGGCGGCGGAGUACAUCCUCAUGGAGAAUGCACGCGGCGUGCCACCGAGUAGCCUGUGGGACAAACUGGGUGUGCGGGUUAAGUUGAAGGUGCUUGAGAAAGUCGCCGCCUACCAGCAGCGCUGGUCCCAGGCUCGCUUUACGCAGUAUGGGAGUCUGUACUACCGAGGGGAUCUCGAACAGUCAAGUUCCAGUCCCGGCCUCCAGUACACGGACAAAGAUGGGAAUUAUGCUGUUGAUGAGAGGUUCGCUGUGGGGCUUUCGGUGAGUCGGCAAAAUGUAGAUGACGGCAGGGCAGACUGAUCACUUUGUGCGGGCGCAUGUAAACCCGGAGAGACAGACUUUGGGGGACCGAUAUCGUCUGGCUGGAUGGGGUGGAUGCUCGGGCAGUAAUUCCGGGGAGGGUAGAUCGAUCUUCCGAUUCGUGCAGCUGCUUUCGUGGAGAGGGUUUCGUCUCAGCUUGUGCGACUGAAAUCAGGAUCGAUGGUGUGCGCAGGGCCCAGGAGGCUCCUUUCACACGUGGGUGUUUGAGUAGCAUGCUCGUCAUUGAGAUUCUUGCGUCGAAGGGAUUCUGCUCACACAGGCCACCUACGCUGACAAGAUGUAUUGAUGGAGACUACAAUGCUGUACACACAGACUCCGUAAGGAAGUCGGAUGCAAUGACCGGAUAUAUGAACAGUGCAGAGCCGAGUAUAUUCAAUAUGAUCUCCUACAAAACGUCCGAUGAC
Molecule: messenger RNA, 1517 nt
Organism: Aspergillus fijiensis CBS 313.89
Lineage: Eukaryota; Fungi; Ascomycota; Eurotiomycetes; Eurotiales; Aspergillaceae
Exons: 5
Coding region: 1-1092 (363 amino acids)
Cellular component (GO): mitochondrion
Source: RefSeq, a predicted model, not a curated record